CAUGGCUGUAGGACUUCAUUUUCAUAAAUAUUGAUAGAUUUGUUUUACAAUAAAUCACAUUUUCUGAAAGUACUUUGAUUUUAACAAUAUUCGCUUCGAAAAUAACUAUAUACAACGUCGUGAUUAUUAUGACUUUGCAGAAGAUAAUCGUCAGGAGACUGUCAUCUGUAAAUAUUCCUAUGCAUACAGGAGCUGAUAGUUUAAACAAACCGUUAUUUGAUGUUCCUAUUAAAAAUGGACCAACUAAUGUAUCAACAAAAAAGAACAUAGGCAAUGGUGGACUUGAGCAAAAACCGUCAUUGAAAAAACUUCUUUCAGAUCUAGCAGGACAAUCAAAUGUUCACGGUGUAUCUUAUCUGGCUGGGUCUAAAUCAGCGCCUUUGAAAUGUGUUUGGACAGUCGCUUUUCUUGGUCUUCUGUCAUUCGCCGUGUACCAGCUUUAUACCAUUGGAAUGAUUUAUUAUUCUUAUCCUGUUAAAACCAACGUGAAGAUGGAAUUCAAGCCUCUUCCUUUUCCAGCAAUUACUAUUUGUAAUAUGAACACAAUACGCAUGUCCAAAAUACAUGAAAUCAAAAGUGAAACAUUGCAACAGAUUCUCAAUGGAACAUACGAACAGCCAUCACCAAAUUAUUCAACACAUGGUUCCAGACAGCAACCUAAGACAACCUCGAUUACCACAUCUGGUCGUACAGCGUCAUCAGCAUCCACAACUACUGCCUCAUCAGCAUCCACAACUACUGCCUCAUCAGCAUCCACAACUACUGCCUCGUCAGCCUCCACAACUACUGCCUCAUCAGCAUCCACAACUACAGCGUCAUCAGCAUCCACAACUACUGCCUCAUCAGCAUCCACAACUACUGCCUCAUCAGCAUCCACAACUACUGCCUCAUCAGCAUCCACAACUACUGCCUCGUCAGCCUCCACAACUACUGCCUCAUCAGCAUCCACAACUACUGCCUCAUCAGCAUCCACAACUACUGCCUCAUCAGCCUCCACAACUACUGCCUCAUCAGCAUCCACAACUACUGCCUCAUCAGCAUCCACAACUACAGCGUCAUCAGCAUCCACAACUACAGCGUCAUCAGCAUCCACAACUACUGCCUCAUCAGCAUCCACAACUACUGUCUCAUCAGCAUCCACAACUACUGCCUCAUCAGCAUCCACAACUACUGCCUCAUUAGCUUCACAAUCUACCUCUUAUCCGGGAUCUACAUUCGUAGUACAAUCACCUCGUGAUACUUCUAGAUCAGAUAAUUCUACCACCAUGACCACCACCGCAAGUGAUCCGGAUCACAAAGAUUAUGGAUUUGAUAGUGACUUUUGGGAUUAUUGGGAUUAUGGAGUCAAAGAUACAAAUUAUGAUUACUCUUGGGAUCUGUGGCAAGAUUACUACUCAUCUCCCUUGAAUCACGAUGCUACUCAGUAUGAAUAUUUUUUAAAAGAAUACUUGCAGAUUGACAGGAAAGAAAAAAAGGAAGUUGGUCAUCAGCUGAAAAAUAUGCUUCUCGACUGCCAGUUCAAUGGAAGAAAAUGUGACCCAUCAAUUAAAGAUGUUGUUACCUAUGAAUACGGUAACUGUUUUACAAUCCAGUCAUCAAAGUUUAUUGCUGGAAGUACCGGACCACGAAGCGGAAUGGUGCUUACCAUUAAUUUAGAGAAUCACGAGGCAGUAGAAGAUCUUACUGAAGGAUAUGGUAUGAGGAUGGUAGUUCAUGAACCUAAAAGCUUCCCAUUACCGCUGGAAGAGGGAUUGACGGUAUCAGGGGGAUAUGAGACUUCAAUAGGAUUAAAAAUGACAAGAAUUGAAAGAAAAGGUCAACCUUAUGGGACUUGUGUUGAUCCCAAAGAAUACUUUAAGCAGAAUGGAAUACGCUUUUCAACACAGGCAUGCAUUCAACAAUGCUGGGAGAAUUUGGCAUAUGCGAGAUGUGAUUGUCAAGUUGGAAAUGUUCAUUCUGAAAUUGGUCGUUUCAAUGACCAAACGGAAGUUAAAAUAGAAACACCCAAAGGUUGUUUUACUGAAUCAGAAAAGAGAUGUUCUAUUGAUGUCAGAAGAGAUUUGUUAUCAGAUAUGAAUAGAUAUUGUGACUGUCCACAGCCUUGUCUGGAAAAUACUUACACUACUACAUUCUCUGGGCGGAUAUGGCCACAUGAUACUAAAUUGAGCGAACUAACUGAUCAGGCAUGUAAAACAUACGAGUUAUACAAUACAACUGGGGGUGACCAUUGUGAUUUAAGAUACUGGCACAGCUUAAGUAAUAACUUUUUGAAAGUUAAUAUCUACUUUGAAGACUUAAACUAUGAAGUUAUUUCUGAAGAGCCAUUAUAUGACGCUACACAGUUGAUAUCAGAUGUCGGCGGAUCACUUGGACUGUGCCUUGGAGCUUCACUGUUAUGCAUCUGUGAAGUGUUUGAAGCUCUGGUUAUGAUAGUUGUGGUGAUGGUAAGGAAAAUCCGUGGACGUUCAACAGUUUCCGAGGUCAAUUUAGAGCGAACUUCAUUGGAUGAAUUCAGAUCUUCGAAAGCAUAAGGAAAUACAUUGUGGCUCGAAUUUUCGGUUAUCAGUAACGUUUUCAAUCAAAAACUAACUUGAGCGGAAGUCAAUGAAUCAGUGGCAUGUAUUUGUAUUGGUUGGUUGUGGCUGUAUUGGUUUCUUUCAUUGUGUUUGUCUUGUAUAUAUCAUGCAUAUACAUACAAGAUUUAUAUGCCUAUGAAUCAACUCCCAAUUAACA
Messenger RNA from Mytilus trossulus (common blue mussel), 2733 nucleotides. RefSeq names its product degenerin deg-1-like. Gene Ontology annotation, cellular component: plasma membrane. The coding region runs from base 129 to 2531 and encodes 800 amino acids. Lineage: Eukaryota; Metazoa; Mollusca; Bivalvia; Mytilida; Mytilidae. The transcript has 13 exons. The record is from RefSeq and is a predicted model, not a curated record. Gene Ontology annotation, biological process: sodium ion transmembrane transport. Gene Ontology annotation, molecular function: ligand-gated sodium channel activity.